This is a messenger RNA of Caretta caretta (loggerhead turtle), 1401 nucleotides long. Its product is annotated as lysozyme g-like. Gene Ontology annotation, cellular component: extracellular region. NCBI's taxonomy places the organism in Eukaryota, Metazoa, Chordata, Testudines, Cheloniidae. Gene Ontology annotation, biological process: peptidoglycan catabolic process; defense response to Gram-positive bacterium. Gene Ontology annotation, molecular function: lysozyme activity. The record is from RefSeq and is a predicted model, not a curated record.
GUGAAAACAAAGAUAUUGUGUGCCCAGUGGCCUUCAAAUCUAUGAAUCUGAGUGAGCAGCACGGGUUGCUUAACCAGAUCACGAAUGAGAUAUCGAAUCGUACUGGGCCCAGAACUGAUCUCUGAGGAACCCCAUAGACACACCUCUAUUUGAUGAUGAUUCCCCAUUGACAGCUACAUUUUUAGAUCUAUUAGUUAGCCAGUUUUUAAUCAAUAGUUUGAUUAAUUUUCAGACGGUCUUGGGUGCCUAAGAAGAACCAUCCCCAUGCUGCUAACACUGAUGUUUCUGGGCCUUGCUGCCCUUGUUGCUCCUUCUGUAAGUUAUGGAUGUUAUGGUGAUUUACGUACUAUGGAAACCCCUGUGAUUUCCUGUGGAGCUGUACAAACCCCAACUUGUGGGGUCCAUGCUGCAGAAAAGAUGGCUGAAAUAGACAUAGUACGUCUAAGGAGAUACGAAGUCCCUAUUAAGAGAGUUGCCAGAAAUCUGUGCAUAGAUCCAGCACUCAUUGCUGCAGUCAUCUCUGUGGAGAGUCGUGCUGGAGCUAUUCUAGUCGAUGGCUGGAACCGUGAAAGAAACCGAUAUGGCUUGAUGCAGGUUCAUACACACUACAAUUCAAUUCCUGGAGCCUGGGAUAGUGAAGAACAUAUAACUCAAGGUGCAACUAUUCUAGUUACUGAAAUUAAGGCAUUACAGACAAAGUACCCUACCUGGUCCUGGCAACAAUAUCUCAGAGGUGGGAUUUGUGCCUAUCAUGACAGGGUUAGGAACAUCCAGGUCUAUGACGGAAUGGACAGCUGCAAUUCGAGCAAUGAUUAUGUUAAUAAUGUUAUUAUUCGAGCCAAAUAUCUGCAGAAUAAUGGAUUCCGAGUUUUAGUGUAAUACUGGCUUCAGCCUCUUUUCAGCUAAAUCAUAAGACUCCUUCCAGUGACAGGUUAUCUAUGUAAGUUUCUAUGUAUGGAUCUAUGUAUGUUUAGUUAUCUAUGUAAGGUCAAAAUGAGCCUUACGUGGCCAUAUCCAAAGGGGAAUCUCUCUGGGUAGCCCAGGAGUCAUGCAGAGCCUCUCUGGGUCACACCAGCUCAAAAGCAAGGGCCUCCCAUUUAGUGAGUUUCCUGUGAACUACAUGACAGUGACACUGAUUAGUAGUACAAAGCUAACAUCUUUUUGGACUUAACAUUGGUGCAGUUCGAUUGGUGCCUUCCAGCUUUGAAACGUGGAUGAUUCAAUAUCUGCCUCACUAUCAUGAAAACAAAACCAAAGAAAAACUCUAGUAGCCCUUAUUUUUAAUUGGCAAGUUAAUAGCUGAUGAUUAUUCUGUUUGAAAGUCUAUUUUUCAUUGUGGCUAGAUUUGGAUAUGUAAAUUUACUGACCAAAUGAAUAAAGGGAAAUGACAUAUUAAACUGU